This is a messenger RNA of Bombina bombina (fire-bellied toad), 2758 nucleotides long. RefSeq names its product inositol hexakisphosphate kinase 2 (gene IP6K2). Gene Ontology annotation, cellular component: cytoplasm; nucleus. Gene Ontology annotation, molecular function: inositol hexakisphosphate kinase activity. The transcript has 5 exons. Lineage: Eukaryota; Metazoa; Chordata; Amphibia; Anura; Bombinatoridae. The record is from RefSeq and is a predicted model, not a curated record. Bases 255 to 1544 code for a protein of 429 amino acids. Gene Ontology annotation, biological process: inositol phosphate biosynthetic process; phosphatidylinositol phosphate biosynthetic process.
CAGUGCUUUUAGCAGUAGAGCUCAUUCCAGGAUUCACUGGCUAAGGAGAAACACUGUGGAUUAUACUUUACCUUUUUAAAAACUGAUUUGGUUUCUUUUUAUAUGAAGCUGGACAUUGAAUUUGCCUAAAACAAGGGAUUUUGUUUUGUUUGUUUUAACAGAAAGCUGAAACGGGUAAGCUUCAAUAAAGGACAGAGCUGAGCAGCUUUGUGCUCCCUAUACAGACACUGUGCCCUUUCUAAUGAGCAGUAACAAUGAGCCCAGCAUUUGGAGCCAUGGAAGUGGAGCACUACGCAAAGGGAGUUCUUCUCGAACCAUUUUUACACCAAGUUGGAGGGCACUCCUGUGUCCUUCGCUUCAAUGACAAGACUAUUUGUAAGCCCCUCAUCCAAAGGGAACAUCAGUUUUAUGAAACACUUCCUUCAGAUAUACGAAAAUUUACACCUCAGUAUAAAGGUGUAGUGUCUGUGAGUUUCGAAGAAGAUGAAGCUGGGAAAUUAUGUUUAAUAGCCUAUCCCUUAAAGGGGGACCAUGACAACCUGGACAAUUUAGAUAACUCAGAAUGCAAUGAACCUAAGAAUAAGAUGCUGAGGUGGUCUAAUAAGAAGGCUCUUAUGUUAGAAAAUGAUAACCUCACCAAAGAACGUGUUCGACAGCAUAGAAAAGAGGAAAAAAUGAAAAGCCACAAGCUGGAUGAGGAAUUUGAUCUUUUAAAGAAGUCUGAAGUUUUGUAUUAUAGCGUGGAAAAAAAGGGGAAUGUUAGUUCACAAUUUAAGCACAAUCCAUGGAGUAUGAAAUGUCAUCAGCAACAGCUACAACGAAUGAAAGAGAACUCCAAACACAGGAAUCAGUACAAAUUCAUCCUUCUGGAAAACCUCACCUGCCGAUAUCAAGCCCCCUGCGUCUUAGACUUGAAGAUGGGAACCAGGCAGCAUGGAGAUGAUGCUUCUGAGGAGAAAAAGGCAAAUCAAAUCCAGAAAUGUCAGCAGAGCACUUCAGCGAUUAUUGGGGUUCGAGUGUGUGGUAUGCAGGUCUAUCAAACCGGUAGUGGGCAACUAAUGUUUAUGAACAAAUACCAUGGUAGGAAACUUUCAGUCCAGGGUUUUAAAGAAGCACUUUAUCAGUUCUUUCAUAAUGGGAAGUACCUUCGCCGGGAACUGUUUGAACCUGUAAUAAAGAAACUGUCUGAACUUAAACAGGUUUUAGAGAAACAAGACUCUUAUCGCUUUUAUUCCAGUUCAUUACUUAUUAUUUACGAUGGGAAAGAGGUACAGGAAGUUCCUGUGGACUCUGACCCUGAAGACAUAGAGGACUUGUCAGAAGAAUCCUCAGAUGAAUCAGCAGGGGCAUAUGCUUACAAACCUUCAUCUAACAAGCCACUUGGGAACACUGUUGAUGUCCGUAUGAUAGACUUUGCACACACAACCUGCAAAUUCUAUGGGGAAGAUAGCAUUGUGCAUGAAGGCCAAGACACAGGCUAUAUUUUUGGACUUCAAAAUUUAAUAGCAAUUAUUAAAGAGAUUAGAGAUGAAAGCAGUGAAUAAAGGGGGAUGCAAACUGAGUUUGUAUUAUGCACUAUAUUGACUUAAUUAUAGUCCAGGUUCAUGACCACUUUGUGGUGGUAGGAAUCCUUACAGGAUCAGAUGGGUUGGGCCCAUCAAAAGAGGGCAUUUAUUUACAGCUGUGCUGAUUAAUAUUGUUAUACUAUUUAUUUUAAAUAUUAAAACAUUCCAUGAUCGAUUCAGAUACCUCUGUUACAUCUGUGUAUAUGUUCCAUUAUUCUUUCCUGUUUGUUGUUAGAAAUGCAGCUAUCGUCCAUAGAAGUGAAGUAAUGUUCUUGGUUGCCUGAAAGGCUGUUCUUAUGAAUAAUGUUCAGUUUCUGUCUGAACUACAGUCUUCAUACCACAAUGUCCAAGAAGGCACAUUUAUAACCUUUUAAAGCCACAGCUAAAAUGCAUUACUGUAAAUUACGCUAUAUUUCACAGCUUUUUUUUUUUAUGUGUGUGUGUAGCAUAAUUAAGGAAAUGCAAUGUGCUGCAUAAAUCACUAUUAGACAUUUCAGGUUACAAUGCAGUGAAAUAUAAGACAUGAUUUCAGAAUGUGCCUUUUAUCUGAAUGAAAUCAUAAAUGCCAAAUGUUAGCUGUGGGUUUCAUUACAUCUAGUAAAGGUUGAAUAAGGAUGUUCACAAGUUACAGCUUUCCAUUACAAUUGCACUUUCUGUAAAGAUACCAUUGAACCAAAUUCUAUAUGACAGACACAUAGGAAGAAGCAUUAAGAAAAACACAAACUGUGUUUUUGUUGUAAGGGAACCUAUCAUUAAAAAUUUUGUGUUUGUUUUUUUUUUUAUUUGGAGACAGAGUGGUUUGAUUCUACUAUUUUAAGAUCUGUUAUGUUACCAAUUCAUUCCAUAAUUUUGUUGCUUCAUGGAAUGUGCUCUUUAGGGAAUCGGUGAUCAUGCCUUGCAAAAAGCCUAUAUUUAUAUAAUUAUAUAUCAGGUCUAGAUAUUUAUAUUUCAUAGUUUUGGGGUGAAAAUUGGGAAUAUUGUAAAAAAAAAAAAUGAGCGGGGGAAGUUAAUUUUUUCACCAUUAAAUGUGCCCAGGAAGUAUACAGAGAUCUAAAAGGGUAACUCAUGAGGGGGCAUUUUAUUUAAAAAAUGCUAAAACUGUUAGCCUUUUCCAUUAUCAUGUUUUAUCCUUGUGUACUCUUGAUGGAUAAAUUGUUAAUACAGUAGUAAAUAAAAUCUUAUAUGACUUGUAA